AUGCUCAUAAUCGGCCUAACCGGCUCCAUCGCAACCGGCAAAUCCACCGUCUCCUCCCUCCUCUCCUCCCCGCCCUACUCCCUCACCAUCAUCGACGCCGACCAACUCGCCCGCAAGGUCGUCGAACCAGGAACCCCCGGCUACACCGCGAUCGUAAAUUACUUCGGCCCCAGCACACCAGACCUCCUCCUCCCCGCCGAACCAUCAGAUUCACAAACGCAAGAUGCGCCGCCCAAGCCACGCCCACUGAAUAGACCCGCACUAGGCCGGCGCGUCUUCGGCACCUCCGAAGAGCGAAAACGCGACCGCAUGAUCCUCAACAAAAUCGUUCACCCCGCCGUCCGAUGGGAAGUCUACAAGAGCCUACUGUACUACUACCUCCACGGCCACUGGGCCGUCGUGCUCGAUGUACCGCUCCUCUUCGAAUCCGGGAUGGAUCUGAUUUGCGGCACCGUGGUUGUUGUCGGCGUCAGUGACCCAGCUGUACAAAUGUCGCGGCUACGCGCGCGCGACGCACACCUCUCCACCGAGGACGCAGAGAACCGGGUCAAGAGCCAAGGCGACGUCAAGGGGAAGGUGGAGAAGGCGGAGUUCCGGGGGAAGGAGAGUGCGCGCGGAGUUAUUGUCUGGAACGAUGGGGACAAGGAGGAGCUCGAGCGGGAGGUGAGGAAGGCUGUCUCUACGAUUCAGGGGAGAAGCCCGCGGUGGUGGGCUUGGUGGUUGCUGUUGGCGCCGCCGCUGGGCGUCGGUGUUGCGGCGUGGAAUCUGGCGGUUAAUUAUGGGAUUCGGAGGAAGUGGGAGAGAAAGGAGAAGGCGAAUUUGUGA
Aspergillus mulundensis is the source of this 825-nucleotide messenger RNA. Its product is annotated as putative dephospho-CoA kinase. The transcript has a single exon. The coding region runs from base 1 to 825 and encodes 274 amino acids. Gene Ontology annotation, molecular function: ATP binding; dephospho-CoA kinase activity. The record is from RefSeq and is a predicted model, not a curated record. Gene Ontology annotation, biological process: coenzyme A biosynthetic process. NCBI's taxonomy places the organism in Eukaryota, Fungi, Ascomycota, Eurotiomycetes, Eurotiales, Aspergillaceae.